Carassius gibelio (silver crucian carp) is the source of this 6828-nucleotide messenger RNA. It is a transcript of the gene cbx6b, whose product is annotated as chromobox homolog 6b. NCBI's taxonomy places the organism in Eukaryota, Metazoa, Chordata, Actinopteri, Cypriniformes, Cyprinidae. The transcript is spliced from 10 exons. Bases 73 to 3390 code for a protein of 1105 amino acids. The record is from RefSeq and is a predicted model, not a curated record.
UUCACUCCUCCACGACGCAGGAUCUCUCCAUCGCUUCCGCGGAAGAACCCCGUCUCUGCUGUCCCAUUAAAGAUGGAGCUGUCUGCGGCAGGGGACCGAGUGUUUGCCGCUGAGGCCAUCCUGAAGCGCCGCAUUCGUAAGGGACGGAUGGAGUACCUAGUGAAAUGGAAAGGAUGGGCAAUAAAGUACAGCACAUGGGAACCUGAGGAGAACAUCCUAGAUGAACGACUCGUUGCAGCAUUUGAACAAAAAGAGCGGGAACAGGAGCUGUAUGGACCUAAAAAGAGAGGCCCAAAACCUAUAACAUUGCUUCUGAAGUCAAGAGCACAGGUUGCAGACACUUCCUCAAGAGUCCCGGAGUUCAAGCACACUCGUCCUCAGCAGCAUUCCAAGCUUCCUCCGCCCUCUGCUACACCGUCCUACACCCCAACCGUCCCUUCCAACGCUAAACUGCAAUCGGGCACCGCUCAGCCCAAACUGAAGAAAGACAUUCACCGCUGCCAUCGCAUGGCACGUCGGCCCUUGCCCCGUCCAGACCAGACAAUCGGUCCCUCCAGUCCUUUUUCGUCCCGUCCGACAGUCAGUCCUUUCUCAGAAACGGUCCGCAUUCUCAAUCGUAAAGUCAAACCAAGGGAAGUAAAGAAAGGACGGGUCAUUCUGAACCUCAAAGUGGUUGACAAGGCUGGGAACGGCGCAGUUGCUAACAGUAGAAGGACACACGUGCCCUCCACCCAGCAGUCCCAUUUUGGCCGGCUGAAGAUUCCGUCCCAGAACAGGGUAAUUGGGAAAAACAGGCGGUUUGGAGAGGUGUCCUACCGAGGAAUCCAGCCCACCAUUAAAAGUUCUGGGUUUCCUGUUUUCGGAAAACUCUUCGAUUCUCACUCCCUGAGCAAUGCCGAGAACCAGACUCAAAGUGGAGAGAGUCGUAAUAACACAACAAACAAUCUCGCUUCCUCCCAAAGUUCAAAGGCGGAUGUGUCCAAAGGUCAGACUCUUGAUGAACUGCCUCCGUCAAACUCGAGCUCUGAAGUUUCAGAUGGCGAGCCACCCUCCCCGCCACAAACCCAAUCCCAGCAUUCCUCAUUGCCACCAAAGGCCUCUGCAACCAAGGCCCAAGAUCCUGCCCUUCACAAACUGAGCGCUCAACCUGCAGCAUCCAAAAACAGCUCGGGUCCUUCUGCUCUUCCAUCUUCUCCUAUGUUUUCCUCAUCGUCCUCUGCCUCGUCAUCUUCAGAAGACAACGAACACAUCCUGGACCUCUCCGUACCUCAUGAAAUGGACAGGCGAUUGCGGCGACGCCAUCCCUUCUCUGGCCGUCAUCCGCUCAAGGUCCCAGAGGUGCCCGUGUCGGAGGAACCGUCGGAGGAAGAGGAAGAUUUGGACUGGCAUCCUGACAUGACCUCCCGAUGUGCCAAUGUAGUCGUGACGGACAUCACAGCUAACCUCCUCACCGUAACGAUCAAGGAGUUCUGUCAUCCGCCCUCCGCUACUCCUCCUCCCUGCUACCCCAAAAAUAUAUCAGCUCAACACGACACAAAACAGCCAAAGGACCACCCCAAUAAAGCAUCUAAGCCCCCACCUCUUGUUGUCCCCACGGUAAUACCGAGAUGGAGACACAGAGAGACGCGUCCUGCGUGUGGACAGGCACAUUACAGAGGAAGAGCUGUUGAUUUCGAGCGCUGCAGAAUUCAGCCUACUGAUGAACUCAAUUCACUCUUAAGCUCCAUAUCUCUCCUUUAUCUUUUGUUUCUUAUCAUCACUGAUUUUUUAACCGCCACCCUGAAGUUCAUCGUUGUCAUUCUGGCCGCCGGGAUGGUGGCGUUUAUCGGAGCGGUUAUAUGCAUCAUCGCCGCGGUUCACAGCGGAUCUCCACCGGUAUCCGCGACCGCAGCGCAGCCCCUGGCCGACAACCAUUCCCUUUCACCGGACGCAACCGGGAAGGCGUUUUCCACCGGGUCAGUGGCCCGAGCAGGACCGCUGGACGCUCUUCACGGUACAGAUACGACCAGCAGGGAACGAGGGGGACCGGAGGCGCCAACCUUCUACGGUUUAACGGGACUAGGGACCGGAGGCAGUGAGCAGCAGGUCACUUACAACAGACUAAUCUGCACCCCUGUCCCCGCCGGUGAGUGCAACCCCAAAAACUUUCAGCAACAAGCGGACGACCCAUCGUUAUUCGCGGGAGAGGACUGGGGGUACCUGCGCACCACCGCCGAGGAGCUCCGGCAGACCGUCCUGCAGCAGAAGGAUGAGAUCAUCACGGAUCAGAGAACCAUACGGGAGCUAUCGGGAAAGCUGUCGGAAUGCGAGAGUGGCUUGAAGGGACGCAGUGUCCCGGAGCGGAGCGCGGGACUCGGGGACGCGCGGAAAGAGAAUAAGGAGCAGCUCAUGAUGCGGGAUGAUGCGAGGACCUCAAAGCGGGCCACUCAUGCGAUGGAGGAGCUGGUGCAUGCCAUAACUCACAUGAAAGACCGCAUCGACAAACUGGAGUCUGAAAUGGCACCAGCAGCGUUCAAUCACACAGACGCAAGCUCACAGAAAGCAGCAGGUGCUGCUCGCACACCAAUGGCAGCUGCACAGAGACGAGUGGAGGAUCUGGAAGGAGAACUGAAGAGAAAGAUAAAACUGCUGGAGGAAGAGAGGAAAGCACUGCGGAAAGAGACACAGAGACAUCAAGAGCAUAUUGACUACGGACUGGACACUGUACACCAGAGGAUAAGCAGCCUGGAGAAAGGUCUUUCUGAUAACAAGUUUCCGGAGGGUUACAGGCUCUCGUUCCCUGUACGCAGCACCUCCAUGUAUGCCACUGUAAAGCAGGAAAUCCCAGCCCUCCACGCUCUGACUGCCUGCAUGUGGAUCAAACCUGCAAAGAGCAUCUUGGGAACAGUAGUUUCUUAUGCUGUUUCUGACCAGAGCCACGAGUUUGUGCUUCAGCAGUUGGUUCAUGGACCCAUUGAGCUCAUCAUUAAUAAUGAGGUGGCGCCGUUACCUCUGAACUUAACAGUGGGCAGAUGGCAGCAUAUGUGUGUGAGCUGGAACCGGAGAGCUGGAGCGUGGUAUGCCUACCUAGGGGGCAAACUAAAGCUUGAAGGAAGUGACCUGGCAACCCGUCACAGCAUCCGACCGGGAGGAACUCUCAUCCUUGGCCAAGAACAGAGCUCAGUGGGCGGUCUUCAUUUCGAGGUGUCACGGGCUAUGGUGGGGGAGCUGUCUGAGUUUAAUGUGUGGGACCGGCCACUUUCACACAUGGAGCUCUCUGCUCUUGCCCACUGCAGCACAGGGAUGCUGGGUAAUGUUGUCCCAUGGACCAGCCGCGAGGUGGAGGUUUUUGGAGGCGUCACCAAACAACCAGCUGAUCAUUGCGAGCAUCGCUCCAGUGCCAGACAGUGAUGAGCUCCUGAGGGCUCGUUUAAGGGUUAGCGAGUCAUAUACAGGGUGUUCAGAGAUUGAAAAGAUUCACCAGAGAGCAAUACACCACACCAUGGUCAUGCUGAUUUCUUUAAGGCAGAGUUUUUUGUUAGAGGCAUUUGCUGAAAGAUGCCUAAAUAUCAUUACUGUUCAGGGUUAGGGAUUUAAACAAACCACUAAACCUAAGUGUUAAAUAAAUAGUGCACAACUCAUCCCACACGAUCAAGAAUGUGCUACGAACAAGAAUGAUACCUGAAAUCAUGUGGCUAGUUGAGGAGAGCUGUGCUGUUAUUUUUCUAAACAUCCAAACCUGUGGUUUUCACUUGGCAGAUGAUAAAAUGGGACAAAUCAGCUAAAAAAUCACCCUCAUGUUGUUCCAAACCUGUAUGAAUUUAUUUUUUCAGUUGAACACAAUAGGAGAUAUUUCAAGAAAUGUGUGUUACCAAACAGUUGACAGUAGCCAUUGACUUCCAUAGAAUUGUUUUUCCAUACUAGAAGUUUUUUUUUUCUUCCAUACUGGAAGUCAAUGGCUACCAGCAACUGUUUGAUUACCGACAUUCUUUAAAAUAUCUUCUUUUGUGUUCAACAGAAGAAAGAAACUCAUAUAGGUUGGGAACAACAUGAGGGUGAGUAAAUGGUGACAGAAUUAACAUUUUUGGAGGAACUGUUACUUUAAGUUGCGGUUACAUUUACCGUUGUUUAACUUUUUCUUUCUUUUCUUUUCUUUUAAGCAAAAUGUGCAGAUUUCGCAACAGGCUUAAAUUGGUCAUGUGGAUUUGCUGUGUUGAUCAAAAGAAAGCUGGUUUGAAAGUGACUUCUCUGUGGGGCGGUCUUCAUGCUAUUUACAAUGGAUCUUUUUUGCCAGUGAAAGUUAGCCAUCAUUUUACUGAUGUUAAUGUGACCCCACCUUUACUUAGACAAGCCACAUCUAGGGACCAGAAUAUCAUAUCCAGUAUCUCAGGCUCCUUUCCAACUAUCAAUGUCCAAACCACCGUAGCAAUAUAAUAAAGACAUUCAGAACAGCUUAGCAAUCUCACAGCAAUGCCCUGACAACAAACAACGUCACUUGUGCAUGAUAGGGGUGAGUUUUGCGUGGGAAAGUAUCACUCUGAUUACAUUAUUUACAUCUGAUUAGUAAUACUUUGUUGAACAUCUGAAUUGCAAACAUCAGUGUAAACAUUUGAUGUGGGAUAUUCAGGCUCAGUGCUUGAUAAAAGGAUUUCUUUUUUUUUUCUCACAGUUCAAAGCAAAUAUUUGCAUACUCAUUCAGAUUUGUUGUUAUUUAUACAGUGUAUUUGAUUGAAAUGAGUUUAGAAAAAGCACACUCACACAGCUGGGAAAUUAUUUGCUUUUAGUCUGCCGUUUUUUUAUACUAGGUAUUUAUUUAUUUAUUUUCUUUGUAUGUUUGAUCUCUUCUUUUUUUAUUUUGAUGUUUUUGAAUCACACUGUUUCUAUGGUGAUCACUCGAGCAGAUUGAAUCCUAUUGGUCAGCCAUGUCCCGGUUGAAUUCUUCUCCAUUAAAAUCCCUUUAACACCAUCAGAAUCACAUCGAAUUAGAACAAAGACCAAAAAGGGAGCAGCUGAAGGCAGAAUCUGACCAGAUGAAUACUCCAGCAAUAUUUCAUACAAUAACUCCAUAAACCUUUUAAAGCCACUUUUUUUUUUUGAAACCCUUUAUAAUGUGGCAUCUACACUAACAUGCUUUCUGAGAACUGUUUUUUAUGUGUUAAACGUACUGUAAUCUGCACAUCUCUACAUACAAAUCAGAUAUCUUCUCAUGCUGAGAAAUUUGCAUGUAUAGCCUAUAUAGAUUUAUACACAAAUCUACUCAACAAAAUAAUAUUUGUAAAAAAACAAACAUUCCAUAUGAUGACUAUAAAGCCCCUUUCACACUGCCAUUCCGGCAAAUACAGGGGUAAAGUGUUCCUGUAAUUGUUCCCUGGUCGCUAGAUUUGGCACUUUCACACUGCCAGUGAUGACCCGGUAUAUGUGCGUGCUUUCACACACAACCCUUGAAGAUCCCGUAACGACACGUGACAUCAGCGCGUGACGUGUAAUGCACGAGUCGACAACGCUUGGCACGUUAUACUUUCACUGAAGCAAGCAAACGAUCUCUGCGUCAGCGCGGAAAGUGAGGAACUAACUGAUCUCUGCUUCAUUACAGUUUGCACAUAUGUUUUCGUCGCGAACGUUGAUCUUCCUUCAAAACAGCCGGUAAAAGAGUCGCGCGAUAACGCGCGUCAUCACUUCGAUACCGAAUUAGAUCUGGCUUUUGUUCACACAGCGCUCGUUCCGGAUCGAUUACCGCAAUGUUACUAUGUCCCCGACCCGGGUUCGAUUCGGUAAUCAAUUCCGGGACGUGGUUGCUUUCACACAGAAGGCGACCAGGCAAUGUUACGGGAAUAUUGCGGGUCCGACGUGCAGUGUGAAAGGGGCUUAAUACUCACAGUUAUAUGUACAUUCCACAGUCUAUCUGUCUCUCUUCAUAACUGUGACUGAACAGGCAUCUCGGAGCUUUUGUAAAUUACGCUGCACAUGUGAUAUGCUUUAUGUGGAUUAUACUCAAUUAAUUAUUUAUGUGUAAAAUGCAGCAGGCUUUAAAAUGCCUGCUUUGUGGCCUUGUCAUACACAAGAAUGUUGUUCCGAAUGUGCAAUCAUAAUAUAUAUAUAUAUAUAUAUAUAUAUAUAUAUAUAUAUAUAUAUAUAUAUAUAUAUAUAUAUAAAUUAAAUUAAAUUUAUGCAUUUAGCAGGCGCUUUUAUCCAAAGCGACUUACAGUGCAUUCAGGCUAUCAAUUUUUACACACAUAUAUAUAUAUAUACAUACACACACACACACACACACACACACACACACACAUACCUGCACACUGAUGGACAUAGCUGAUAUUAUUAUGGAUGUGGUUUUAUUUUGGUGUAAACAGUUGUUUUAUUAGCAUGUAGUUUGAGGUUCCAUGGCCACAUUGAACGGCACCACAUCAUUCUAAUGGUUUGGAAUUGUGUUUUUGAAAGUGUUUCAGCACUAAAUAUAUCUUCUAUAUCUUCAGAUGUAUUGUGUAUUUGCUGUUGCUAGUGCAAUGCCUGUUUGUUUGCAUUCAGUGGUCAUUUUGUGAAGUUCAAUUAUCUUAAUGUACAUGAACAAGCUUCAAAUUGUAUUUAGAGAGAGUGGUUUAAAAAUGAUUGUUUCCUUUUCUGGAAUAUGUUUGUUUCCGAAUGAAGAAAUAACUUGAAAAGUUGGAUAUAAAGUUCUCUCAUUUUGCGUGAACAUUUUUCUACACUAAGUAUUUUCUCAUUUACAUUUUUUAAAGAUCUUCUUCUAUCCUGUAAUGUUCAUUUCUGGCGUUCUGUCGUUGUCUGUGUUGAAAUGGAGAUCAAAUGUGUUCAAAUCUAAGAUGAAAACGAGAAUUAAAAUAUAUAACACCA